AUGUCUUCGUCCACUGCUCUUCUCCCCAAGGCCAAGAAGGAUGACCACCCCAUCUUUCUCCGCGUCUGUCACUCGCCAUGGACCGUCAUCGGCCAGAAGGCGCUCGUCGGUCUGCGUGCUUUGAUUGCCGUAUACCUGCUGGUCAGCUUCAUCGUGCUUAUCGACUACGAAGUCAAGCACACCGAAGACGGCUACCUCGCUUACUUCAGGUUCUCCAACGUCUCAUACAUGAUCCAGCUCCUCUACCACUGGAUUGCCUUUGUCUGGACCUUCAUGCACCUCCACUACCCUCACCACAGCUCCUCGACCUCAUCCAACGCCACCGCUAUUCAGAAGGCCUUCUCUCCACCCAAGCAGAACCCGGACACCAAUAACCGCACCUGGUUCAGCAUCUUCUAUACUCUUGCCCAGACCUGGCCUCUCGUCUCGGCCUUCCUUCACUGGGCUAUCUUAGCUCCUAAGGGAAAGACCACCAUCCCAGCGAACGAUACCUUCGGCCACGGCUCCUCCACCACCUUCUACGUCAUUGACAAGUAUGCUGUUUCCGCCAUUAUUGCUUUGAUUGAAAUCAUAUUUCUCAGCAGCAUCAGACGCCAGGUGCCCAUCGCUACCCAUGUCGGCGGGCUCUCCUUCCUCACCGCACUCUUCAUCGGCUGGGUCUACAUCGGAUACACUCUCACGGGCAAGUGUGCUCUGUUCUUCUUGGACAACAAGCAGAUGAAGUGGGAGCACGUCAUUGAGGGCUGGGUCGGAUUGAUUGUUGUGACUAACAUCUUCUUCUCCUUCGUCUACUUCAUCACUGGCGCUCGCGAGAGCCUAACCCGCAAGGGAGAGAACAAGAAUACCGGCUACCAAUCUCUUCCACAGUAG
Drepanopeziza brunnea f. sp. 'multigermtubi' MB_m1 is the source of this 870-nucleotide messenger RNA. RefSeq lists its product as uncharacterized. NCBI's taxonomy places the organism in Eukaryota, Fungi, Ascomycota, Leotiomycetes, Helotiales, Drepanopezizaceae. Gene Ontology annotation, cellular component: membrane. The record is from RefSeq and is a predicted model, not a curated record.